Molecule: messenger RNA, 1548 nt
Organism: Aureobasidium musti
Lineage: Eukaryota; Fungi; Ascomycota; Dothideomycetes; Dothideales; Saccotheciaceae
Source: the annotation of a GenBank genome assembly
AUGGCAGCCUCUUCGCGCCGGAGCAGCGUGACAAAGGCGUCAGACACACUUCGCUAUUAUUAUGAGCCCGACAAGUCCAAGUCAAAGACGUCGGUGUCGGUAUCAAGCGUGCCUAAGAGCAAACACGAGAGUUCGACGGUCGAGAAACGGCCCAGACUGCAACGAAUCGCCUCGACAAGUCAGACUAAGCCCGUUGACGACAAAACAACUGACAAGGAAAAGGACAAGAAGCACCAUCGCCGUACCUCAUCCUUCCUAGGCUCCAUAUUCCGACCUUCGAUCCCUGCACCAGCCACCGUCUCGUCAGCCUCAUCGCGAAUCCGCACCGCCGAAUGCCUGACAUGCGGCUCCGACGACGUGCCCGUAACUCGAUCAGCCAAGCUACUCUGCGGCCACCGAAUGUGUAAUUCAUGUCUCCGUCGCAUCUUUACCAUGUCCAUUAAGGACCCUCAACACAUGCCGCCCAAAUGCUGCAGCUCCGACCACAUUCCCUUGAAGCACGUCGACCACCUCUUCGACGAUAAGUUCAAGAUCCUGUGGAACGCCAAGUAUCAAGAGUAUACGACAAAGAAUCGCCUCUACUGUCCUGCGAAGGGCUGUGGCCAAUGGAUCAAGCCUGCCGAUAUGCACAAGCUCCAUGGCCGCAAGUAUGGUCGCUGCCCUCGAUGCAAAACCAAGGUCUGCACUCUGUGCAACAACAAAUUGCACACCAGCGGCGACUGUCCCAAAGACCCAGAGACUAAGAGGCUUGUAGAUUUGGCUAAAGAGAAGGGAUGGCAGCGCUGCUACAACUGCAAGGCCAUGGUUGAACUUAAGGAAGGCUGCAACCACAUGACCUGUCGCUGCGGCGCUGACUUCUGCAUGCUCUGCGCCAGCCCCUGGAAGACUUGUGAAUGCCCCUGGUUCAACUACGCCGCUGUCCCCGACCAAGAUCGCUUGAAUCACAUGCGCGUUCCAGAAACAGUCGUUAAAUCGCCCCGUCACGACAGAAACGAUAGAAACGAAACCCAUGCCAGACACGACCGAUACGAACCACGUAGAAGCCAUUCUAGAAACACAACCACACCUAUAACCUACCAGCAAGAACUUGAUGCGCGAAGACGUCAAGAGCGCGCCGAUGAAGCCUUGGCUCGUCGUCUGUCCACCACAAACAUUUCUGACCGACCAAUUCCUGAUCGUCCUCGUCCCCGCCGUCGUGACACAGUCACAGAAGAAGUCUUUGGAAAUCGCGGCGACCAUUUCCUCAACGACAACUAUAUCUCGACCACAUCCCACAUCAAUGCCAGUGUCAUCGGUGAUGCUGCAUUCGCUCGCCGUGGUGAGCGCGAAAGUGGUCGCAGAUCAAGACGUCAAUCCACAUCCUUCUUCGACAACGAUCCCGGACUUGCGCUUAAUGCAUUUGGUACAGAGAGUAUGCUAGGAUUGGCUCCGCCUCCAGCACCUGUCCAACUUCCUGCGAGACGACCGAGCCUGAGGCAGCGACUGGGCAGCAUCAGCAGCCAGAACGGCCGUGAGAGAAUCGGUGGCUGGUUGAACAGACUUGGCUGA